AUGGAAGCAUUUGAGACGACGUUUUCCGUCAUUGGACUUGAUUACAAGGAUAAUCUAGAAACGAUUCUCCCCAUUCUUCAACGUGUUUCCGACGAUAAUCUGGACAAAGUUUUAAUUGAGGGAACACAGAUCGAGAGAGUGAAACCUAUCGCUGAAGAACUGCAAAUAGCCUUGAAAAAAAGACAACAGGACGGAAAGCUUCUGUUGAGGAGAAAAAAACGAAAGAAUUCUGACUUGGAAGAGCAUCCACCGGCGAAACGGCAGAAUUCUAAGCGUCCACCAGGAUCAGCAUCAACAUCAAAACCAGCAUCAGACCUAGUACCAGACCCAGACCCAGCACCAGCAUUAGCAUCUGGCCCAGCACCAGCCCCAGACCCAGCACCAGUGGCGGAACGGCCGAUAAUAGACCUGAACAAGCUACCGGAUGAGUGGCAUUGA
Molecule: messenger RNA, 438 nt
Organism: Peronospora farinosa
Lineage: Eukaryota; Oomycota; Peronosporomycetes; Peronosporales; Peronosporaceae
Source: the annotation of a GenBank genome assembly